Messenger RNA from Colletotrichum gloeosporioides, 1860 nucleotides. Its product is annotated as Benzaldehyde lyase. The record is from RefSeq and is a predicted model, not a curated record. Gene Ontology annotation, molecular function: thiamine pyrophosphate binding; acetolactate synthase activity; flavin adenine dinucleotide binding. Gene Ontology annotation, biological process: L-valine biosynthetic process. The transcript is spliced from 5 exons. Lineage: Eukaryota; Fungi; Ascomycota; Sordariomycetes; Glomerellales; Glomerellaceae. Bases 1 to 1860 code for a protein of 619 amino acids. Gene Ontology annotation, cellular component: acetolactate synthase complex; mitochondrion.
AUGGCGUUUCCACUCAAGCAGCCCAAGACCCGACAGACCGCCUGUGGCGGUGAUCUCCUCGCCCAGUCUCUCGCGCACCUCGGUGCAAAUACAGCAUUCGGACUUCACGGUGGACAUCUCGAUCCGUUCCUCGUCGCCGCGGUUGAGGCCGACAUCAAGCUCAUCGACGUCCGACAUGAGACCGUCGCCGUGCAGGCUGCCGAGGGCUGGGCAAAGGUUAAAGGCAACAAUGUUCCGGGUGUUUGCUUCUUCACUGCCAACUCGGGCUUUGCCAAUGCCUAUCCCGGCCUCUGCACCGCCUUCGCCGACCGGUCUCCAGUGUUCUGUGUUACCAGCUCAGCUCCGCCCCGCGAUGCGCAUACCAAUGCGCUGCAAGGCUUCCAUGAUCAAGUCACCCUGUCGAAGCCGGUGACCAAGUUCUGUUAUCAAAUCACCGAAGUCAGCGAGAUUCCUCGCAUUGUCAGUCUGGCGUGGCGAGCGACCACGUCGGGCGCGCCUGGACCGGUUUUGGUGGACAUUCCGAUUGAUGUGCUGUCGACUCCGGUCGAGAGCAUUUCGUCUGGGGGACUUCUUUCCGGCUUGUCGCUGAACCCUGCUCCUCAUCCUGGAGCCAUCGAAAAGGCACUUGGUCUAUGGAAGAACGCAAAGCGACCUGUUAUUAUUGUUUCCACCGGCGCCGCCAGCGCAGUUGGAAAUGUCACAAAGCUGGCAGAGGCAACAAACACGCCCAUCUUCCACUCGCCAAAGUACUCAACGUCCAUCAAGCGUUCUCAUUCUCUAUUCGGCGGAUCAGCCACGCAGCUUGCGGUCUUGCGCUACCUCGGCGGUCAAGUCCCUGACUUUGUGCUCUUGCUGGGAGCUCGAACUGGGUUCUUGAUGGGUGGUAGAAGUGGCGGGAUCAUUCCGAAUGAAGGCGAAGCCAGUGUUGUACAAGUCGACCUGGACGGCGGGGAAAUUGGGCGUUCUCGGACUAUUGAUGUCGGCAUUGUCGCAGACGUCGGACAGGCGGCAGAUGCGAUGAUAGCCGCAGCAUCAAAGUCUCCCUUCAAAGCAGCAGACGACUGGGUGGAGAAGACCAUGAGUCUGAAGAGCUCUGCCGUCGCCUCUGCCUCGAACGAAAGGGAGCCUGUGAUUCUCCUAGAAAAUAACAGACUGCAUCCAUAUCACGCCGUCAAGAAGCUGUUCCAGGCGCUGCCAGAAGACAGCAUUGUGUGUGUUGAUGGCGGUGAGGCUGGCGGAUGGGCUCUUCAGUGCCUGAACGAGGCCAGACCCCGACUAUCCAUGGUGACGACGGGUGCCGCCGUAGCUUCUCCGGAAAGUUUGAUUGUCAACCUGCAGGGCGACGGCAGCGCAGGUUUCCACAUUGGCGAGCUUGACACGUACGCCAAGUACGACUUGAACAUCCUCACCGUCAUCGUCAACAACGCCGUCUGGGGUAUGUCUCUGGCAGGACAGGAGAUUAUCUACGGUGACAAGACCCCGCAGCGGCCUUGUAUUGCGAUGAACCCCAAGGUAAAGUACGAGGUCGUCGCGCAAGGCUUCGGCUGCCUGUCUGCCGUAGUCGAUGUCCAUCGCGAUGACAGCUCUGAGAGUGAUGGCUCCAAGACGUUGGAGUCGCUGAAGCGGACUGUCGGUAGUCUGUCGAGUACCAAGGGUCCAGGACUGCUCAAUCUCAACGUUUCCGAUGUGCCAUAUCAAGCGACUACUAAGGCCAUGGUCGGGCAAAGUGAUGACCCGAAUAUCAUCGUCAUCCCUUACUAUGACAAUGUGCCUAAACCGUAUUACAAAGCCGGAACGCCCAAAACGGCGAAUGGGAAGGCUGACGAUAGCUUGGUUGAGGGUCACGGAACGAUUGGAUAA